AUGCGCUCCCGCCUUCCCCCUUCCCCGCCCUCCCUCCGCAUCCGUCCCUCCGCCCUCCCUCCGCAUCCGGGAGGCGCAUGGCAGCAGCACCCCCUGCCGUUUGACGCGCCUUCAGAGUCCCGCUUCCCCGCCGUUUCUCCGCAUCCCCCUUUUGCCUGCCGCGCAUCAGAACUCCCCCUUUUCCUCCCUCCCUCCGCUUCCUCCUCCGCCCGCCUCUCCCCGUCAUGCAGGGGGUUCCUGGCAGCAGCGUUGACCCCUGCCCCGGUGCCAGGUGAGCUCCCCCUUCCGCCCGCCCUGUGCCCCUUCCGCCCGCCCCAUGCCCCUUCCGCCCGCCCUGUGCCCCUUCCGCCCGCCAUAUGCCCCUUCCGCCCGCCCUUUGCCCAAUGCCCGCCUCACCUGCGCUUGGCUUGUUCCCGCCCCACUCCCACUUCCCCUUUCCUCACCUUCCCUUUCCCCCUUCGUGCUCUCUCCUCCCCUCUCCUGGGUCAUUUCCUCUCCCACUUCCCUCAUCUCUCCUCCCCUCGCCUUUCCUCCCCCCUUCCUGUUUCCUCCGUCUCUCCUUCCCUCUCCCCCAUCUCCUCCCCCACCUCUCUUGCAGUUUCCCAGCAAGGCGGGAUGUUUCAGCCGCGACCACUACUGCGACGGGGUGAAGAACUGUGCAGACGGCAGCGACAUGCGGCCCUGGCUCUGGAUAUGCAGCUUCUGGCUCGACUCAAUCCAUCGCCUCUCUCCUCCCCCCCUUUUUCCUCCUUCGCCUCUCUUGCAUUGCAGUGCCCAAGCAAGAACGGGUGUUUCAGCAAGGGCGACUACUGCGACGGGGUGAAGAACUGCGUGGACGGCAGCGACGAGUGGCCCUGGAUAUGCAGCUUUGACAUGGACUGCGGAGCCCUCAACGCCACCCACGUCCUCUGCCCGGACUCCCCCAGCGUCUGCAUCCUUCCCGGGCAGUACUGCGAUGGAAAAACCGACUGCCCGGACGCGCUCGACGAAAACCCCGGCUUCUGCGCGAAUUUCACCUGCCCGAGAAACAGCCUCCGCUGCCCGGGGCUGACCACGUGCAAGCCGGGAGGAGCGCUGUGCAACGCCGUCCCCGACUGCCCGGGAAAACUUGCCGGGAGUGUGGCUGUAGAUGAAGAUCCGGCCUUCUGCCGGGGUUUUACCUGCCCGAAGGGUUCUUCUAAGUGCAGUGAUAACCUGCAGUGUGUGGAUGACGUGUUGCGGUGCAAUGGAGUGAAGGAGUGCAAGGAUGGGAGCGAUGAGGUGGGGUGUGACGUGUGGAACUGCACCAAGGGGUUCCGCAAGUGCAAGGACCAGCAGCAGUGCGUGUCGAAACUGAACUGGUGCAACAAAGUCACCGACUGCAAAGAUGGUUCUGAUGAGGCUACCUGCCUUCCUCUCAAUGGCCCAGACAGCACCGGCGGCAGCUUUGGCAGUGGCACUGGCAGUGGGGCCGGCAAACCAGGGGGACCCACUGGCGGUGGCAGCAGUGGUGGCAGUGCUGCUGGAAAGCCGGGGGGGGGCAGUGGCAGUGGGGGCAGCGGUGCUGGCAAACCAGGGGGAGGAAGUGGCGGUGGCAGUGGGGGCAGCGGUGCUGGCAAGCCAGGGGGAGGAGGUGGCAGUGGGGGCAGUGGCAGUGGUGCCGGCAAGCCAGGGGGCGGCAGCACUGGCGGUGGGGGCAGUGGUGCCGGCAAGCCGGGGGGAGGAGGAGGUAGUGGGGGCAGUGGUAGUGGUGCCGGCAAGCCAGGGGGCGGCAGUGGUGGUGGGGCCAACAAAGGUGGUGGCACUGGCGGCGCAGGAGGCAAGCCCUGGAGGUUCCUCUGGGGGCUCUGUGAAGAAACCCUCUCCACCCAAGUCAACCCCUCCUAA
Molecule: messenger RNA, 1866 nt
Organism: Closterium sp. Naga37s-1
Lineage: Eukaryota; Viridiplantae; Streptophyta; Zygnematophyceae; Desmidiales; Closteriaceae
Source: the annotation of a GenBank genome assembly